Messenger RNA from Macrosiphum euphorbiae (potato aphid), 501 nucleotides. The record is from the annotation of a GenBank genome assembly. Lineage: Eukaryota; Metazoa; Arthropoda; Insecta; Hemiptera; Aphididae.
AUGAAAAUGGCUAUGGAUGCCACAGAUAGCUCAAGACUUGGCUUAAACUUGAACUUGAGCGUGCAGCCUCAAUCAUAUCAUUGGAUUCAAUCACCUAAAGGUACUGAUGACGAGGAUGAGGAUGACCGUAGGAGAGUGGAUGACGAUUGUUCACCGGAAGAAGAACCGGAUAUCCUGGAAAUGCAGAGAGAAGAACGUGAAACCCUUAAUCAGUUGGCUCGGCGUUUGGCAAGUGGACCACAUGGACUGAUGGGAGGUCACACCGCGUCUAUGAUACAACAUUUGGUUUAUCGUCAUCCUAAUGGGAUGCCAAUAUCCGAUCAGAUCGUCAUGCCAAUACCUUCUAGACGACCGGCCAAUAUAGAAUCACCACCAGGAUCCAGUCGAUCAGGUGACACGCCUCUUGGUCAUGAAUAUGCACAGGAAAACGAAUCAUCUCUGUUAGCAAGAAAGGGUGAAGCACAAUCGUGGACUUUUGAAGAGCAGUUUAGACAGGUAUGA